Messenger RNA from Chara braunii, 3424 nucleotides. Lineage: Eukaryota; Viridiplantae; Streptophyta; Charophyceae; Charales; Characeae. The record is from the annotation of a GenBank genome assembly.
GGGAAGUAUUCUCUUAGAAGUGCGCGGCUGAAAAAAAAAAAAAAAAAGAAAAAGAAGAAGUGCGCGGCUAUGGCGGUGGCCAGCCUCUCUCCGGCGGCUGCGCGCUGUCAGUCUACCCGGGCUGCUGUUUGUUGUCAUCGAUUUGCCAAUCUGCGCCGACUUUUUCAGUUUCCGAUCUCGACGGCCCUGUCUCGACAGGCUGAUCGAACUCCUGCGGGUUCUGCUCUGCGUCAUGGAGAUCCGAAGGAUCAACGGACUCCUCAUCCGUACUGGUAUCGGGAUGAUGACGUGGACGCUCGUGCUGCUGCUGUUGAUCGUCAGCAGCAGAGUGAGGGGACAUGUGGAGGAGGAACGGACCAGCCUCAGAUCGUUUCCACAUGGAAAUCUCCCGUAAGGUUUUCGUCUUUUUCUUCUCCUUUUUCUCCGUUUUCCUGCUCUUCCGCCCUGUCGCCUUCCUCCUCCUCGUCCUCCUCCCCCUCCUCCUCGUCCUCCUUCCCUUCUUCCUCUUCUCCCUCACCUCGUCCUUCGACCUUUCCGCCAUCGCCAUUGAUCUCUAGAGGUUCGUCUUCUUCAAUGUGUUGGUUUGCCAUCGACUCGUGCGUGCAUCCAGCUGAGGGGGUUGCAGAGCUUGUUGCUGGGGAGGAUGGAGGAGGGGGAGGGGGCGCGAGAAUCGCCGGCGCGUUGAGCUUUGCAGCGCGCUCGUGGGUGCAGCUGAUGGACCUGUCGAACUCGAUAAGAAGGAGGGAGGGGGCAGCCACGUGGUCGGAAAGGACCGGGGCAGCCAUAGCCACGCGGAGAGGAGGUUUGCAGUCAAGGAAGAAGAAGACGGAAGCGAUCGGGACAGCCACGUGGUCGAAGCGGAGAUCUUGUGGCGCUCAUAAUGCUUUGGCGGGGUUGAGGCACAUGUCAUCAGCGCUGGUUGCCGUUCCGACAAAUGGCAAGCGGGUUUUCUUCGUUGAUACAUUAGCAUUGGUGCGGCGGCUUGAAGGAGAAGGUAUGGAUGUAAAGCAAGCUGAAGCCAUCACCCAUGUGAUUACAGAAGUUCUAAAUGACAGUCUCACAAAUGCGGCGAAUACUUUUACAACGAAGAUUGAGGCAACAAAGAUUGAAAUGACCAUGGAAGCUGCAAUUGCAAAGUUCAAGGCUGAGAUUCAAAGCUCUCAGGACCACACAACCGCAACAUUGAUGCGUGAUGGAGAGAAAUUGAGGACAGAUAUUGAAAAACUUCGCAGUGAGUUGAGGUAUGAGAUUGACAAGGUCACUGCAGGGCAAAGAUUAGAUCUUAAUCUCGAGAAAGCGCGGCUGAGGGAGGAGCUCAUGAACCAGAGAGAGGAGAAUGUACAACUUGGGAAUAGACUUGACAGGGAUAUUAACACCCUGAAGACACAGCUCGAAGCUGCCAAGUAUGACCUCAUCAAGUAUAUUAUAGGAACAAUAGUCUCUGUGACUGCAGUCGGCUUAGGUUUGCUGCGCAUCUUUCUCUGAGAGUCUCAAGUCGAGAGAGAGGGAGAGAGAGAGAGAGAGACUAUGAUCUUCCGUUGUGCGCGUCGUUCUUGACAGUUGACAGGACCAACAAGCAUGUGUGCUGCUUCAUGUCAGUGUUAGUCGCGUCCAAUCCGUACGACUGCUUCCCCUCCUCCCCCCCCCCCCCCCCCCUCUCCUUACGACUUUCAUCCCGAUCUACUGUCUCCCCUUAAACACAUCGCACCCAGAUUAUGGCCGUACGGAACCGGAAAUAUAGCUUGUAUGCAUUCAUUUUCAGGGUGCGUUAUGGAUGGUAGUAAUCAUUUCCAAUCGUUAAGACUUUCAUCUCUAGCUCCUAAUCAUUUCUCGUUGACGAUUAUUACUCUGCAUUUGCAGCUGAGGUUCGUUUCGUUGUGGGUGGAAAUGCAACCAACCCCUGCGCGUACUAGUGUUCCCAGGCAACCACCUUUCGCAGAUGGCUUGCAGUUAAUGGGGGGGGAAGGGGUCAUCCACCACUCCCUGUCCACCCCUAAUUACUAAUUACUAAUUAGUCAGUUUUUUCAAGCCUUAAUCUACCCCCCCCCCUCUGGAACUACUUACCCUUUCUCAUUGCGGAUUGCGGAUUGCCGAGUGCAAGUUGCUCUGCAUUUAGCUGCAGGGUUUUUUUAUAUGAGCAGGUCCAGCAGGAAUGCACCCCCGUUCCUGUAGAUGAAACUUGCACUCUUCAACAUGGAGCUGUUCACAGAAGGUUUGGAGUUGCAUUGGUCCCUUUUUUUUUCCUAAUUAACUGUGGGGAGGGGACCCCAGCACUGGAAAAUGCGGGCUUGCCUUUCUGUCAUCGUCUUAUUGGGUUCAGAAAUGGGGGUCCAGCUGGCACUCUCCGAAAGCUACCUUGUUGCAGCUUUUUGCAGUGUGAGGUGGUCUUUCCACUAUGGGUGUUUGGUUUAAUUUGGUAGAAUUUUCUUAGUGAAUUUGUUUACAACUUAGAAAUGAGAAAGGACUUACCGUCUUUAAUUUAUUGAAUUUUAUUAUAAUGCAAUGAACUGGCAGAUUCUAGAGGCCUGUAUACUGACUACACUAGUUCUGUUAGUUUUGCUGACGGCGGGGUUUGAUCCCUGGACCUAUGCCUACUGUGACUGUUCUAAAUCUCGGCUGUGCGUGAGGCCCUACCUGGAUUCCCCCUUUGAGUCCAUAGGCCUUCUGUUUUUUCUGUCUGUCCUCUUUUCCCGAGUUCCAGUCUAGGUGCGGUGAGGCUGUAGGGCAGUUUGUCGGUCCGUCUUUGGUAGUAGCAGACCUGUAGGGAGGGAGUUGGGGCCGGAAUAAAAUGUGGAGCAACAAUUUCGUUCGGGCUCUCUUUUGCUUUUCUUUUUUCUUAUGGUCUGGGGAGGUCGCGUUUUGCUGUCUGCUGCGCUAUUCUCCCGGCACGAGGCAUCGUCGUCCGGUUGAGGUGCUGGCGGCCAUAGCUGGGGCCAGCCAGCAGCUACUUCAAGGGCAGCGCAGGGCAGCAGACCCUGAGCGCUGAGUGGCGCUUCCUUCUUCCUGUGCUUGGUUGGGGUUCGCGCAGCUGCCAUCGAUGCGGCGUCACUCGAAGCGUUCUUUGAGAUGCAGGCUUUCAUCUUCAUCGAGUUGGUGUUCUCCUUCUUCAUUCUAGAAGCUGCGCUCCUCUCUGAGCUGACACUUUGUCUGCAGAGGGAGGCUUUGUGUGUGGCGAGAGUGGUUUGUCAGGUACAGGAGGGUGGUGUGAUGAUUGGCGGGCUUGAAAGGGUGGCGGGGCAUAUGUGCGCCCGCCAUAGCUAGGAGCGUGAUCCGUUGGGAGGGAGAAGAAGUCUCCCUCUUACUUCUAUGAAACUUUGUGAAUAACUGGUCCUUGGGCAUUGACAACAUGGUUGGGUGGGAUUCUUGGGAACAGUGAGUUGAUUGGCUGGGGAGAGCAGGUUUCUAAUCAGAGAAUUGGUUACGU